UUGACAGUAAUAUUUUCUUUACUUCCAGGAUGUCGAGUCAGAUAAAUGCGAGGAAAAGGGUGAAGUACAAUCCCCAAUCGAUGGCAGUGGCAAUACAGAUGGUCAGGAGCGGCCAAAUGAGCAAAAGGGGAGCGGCAAAGGCUUAUGGGGUACCGAAAAGCACCUUACUUGAUAAGCUAACAGGUAGAACUCAGGAGAUAGUUAGCCUAGGAAGAAAAACUGUACUGACGCCGGCCGAAGAGAAAGCUUUGGUAUCAUACGCCAAUUUGAUGUGUGAAAUAGGGUAUCCUAUAACUCGAAAGGAACUAACAUUUGAGGUUCAACGUAUCCUUAACAUUGAUGGCAGGGACACGCCGUUUAAAUGCAACCUUCCGGGAAAGGACUGGUUCUCGGGUUUUCAGAAGAGGCAUCCAGAAAUGACCUUUCGAAAACCUAUGGCCUUGGGUCAUGAACGAGCUGCGGUGACAAUGGAGAAGAUUAAUAACUGGUAUACUGGGGUAUACGACUAUCUUCAGACAAACUUUCCAGAUACGUACAAGGACAUGCUGAAAGAUCCACGUAGGAUCAUUAAUGCGGACGAAAGUGGAUUUCCAUUGAGUGUUUAACUGGGAAAGGUGUUAGCUCCCUCUGGUGCAAGACAUGUAUACAAUGUAGUUUCCAAUACCAAGUUACAAAUUACGGUUAUGGCCGGCUUCAAUGCCUUCGGGGAAUACUUGCCACCUAUGAUUCUGUUCCCUGGUGAACGAAUCCGUGAUGUAGGAUUGGCAGGGUUCCCUGAAG
This is a messenger RNA of Mercenaria mercenaria, 780 nucleotides long. RefSeq lists its product as uncharacterized. The coding region runs from base 30 to 605 and encodes 191 amino acids. The transcript has a single exon. NCBI's taxonomy places the organism in Eukaryota, Metazoa, Mollusca, Bivalvia, Venerida, Veneridae. The record is from RefSeq and is a predicted model, not a curated record. Gene Ontology annotation, molecular function: DNA binding.